Messenger RNA from Geodia barretti, 1110 nucleotides. NCBI's taxonomy places the organism in Eukaryota, Metazoa, Porifera, Demospongiae, Tetractinellida, Geodiidae. The record is from the annotation of a GenBank genome assembly.
AUGGUGUUGGCCAAGGUGCUCAGUAGCACCCUGUUGGGCGUUGACGCCUAUCGCGUUGAGGUGGAGGUCGAUUUGGCCAACGGCCUGCCGAUGUUUACCACGGUGGGGCUGCCCGACGCCUCCGUGCGCGAGAGCCGCGACCGCGUCAAGGCGGCCAUGGCCAACUGCGGUUUUCCCUUCCCGCUGCGGCGCAUCACCGUAAAUCUGGCCCCGGCGCAUCUGCGCAAGGCGGGCACGGCCUUUGACCUGCCGAUUGCCCUGGGUGUGCUGCAGGCGGCAGGAUACAUCCAGUCCGAGAUGCUCGCUCGCUAUCAGGUUGUCGGCGAGCUGUCGCUCGAUGGCCGUGUCAAGGCCGUCGCCGGCGCCCUGCCGAUGGCGGUCGGGGCGCUGGAAUCGGGUGUGGACGGCAUGGUGGUGCCGCUUGAGAACGCCGCCGAGGCGGCGGUGGUGGAAGCCGUGCCGGUGUUCGGGGUCGAGACCCUGGCGCAGGCGAUCGGUUUCUUCAACGGCACCGAAUCCCUGUCCCGCACGGUCAGCGACGUGAACACCCUGUUCGAGAACAAGGCGGUGUAUGCGGAGGACUUGGCCGACGUCAAAGGCCAGCAGCACGUCAAGCGCGCCCUGGAAGUCGCCGCGGCCGGUGCCCACAACAUGCUUUUGAUCGGCCCACCCGGUUCCGGCAAAUCGUUGAUGGCGCGCCGGCUGCCCUCCAUCCUCCCCGACAUGGAGUUGUCGGAGGCCAUCGAGACCUCGAAGAUCCACAGCAUCGCCGGCCUGCUGCACCGCGACCAGGCCCUCAUCGCCACGCGUCCCUUCCGUUCCCCCCACCACUCGACAUCCGAUGCGGGGCUGAUCGGCGGCGGCACGAUUCCGGGGCCGGGGGAGGUCAGCCUCGCGCACAACGGCGUGCUGUUCCUCGACGAACUGCCCGAGUUUCGCCGCAGCGUGCUGGAGGUGUUGCGGCAGCCGCUGGAAGACGCCCAGGUGACCAUCGCUCGCGCCUCCAUGGCCCUGACGUUUCCGGCCCGCUUCAUGCUGGCGGCGGCGAUGAAUCCUUGCCCGUGCGGCUACAGCACCGACCCGCAGCGUGCCUGCCACUGCUCGGCGUAG